CUUCAUCAUCCCUUUCAACAAGCACCACCACCUAACUCUUCAACUUAGAGCAGAAAAAGAAAGAAAGCAAAACGAUUCAAGGAUUAUAGCAAUGGCAACCAACGAGGAUCAGAAGCAAACUGAAGCUGGAAGACACCAAGAGGUUGGUCACAAGAGCCUUCUGCAGAGUGAUGCACUCUACCAGUAUAUUCUGGAGACCAGUGUGUACCCAAGAGAACAUGAAGCCAUGAAGGAGCUAAGAGACUUGACAGCAAAGCACCCAUGGAACAUCAUGACAACCUCUGCAGAUGAAGGGCAAUUCUUGAACAUGCUCCUUAAGCUUAUCAAUGCCAAGAACACCAUGGAAAUUGGUGUCUACACUGGUUAUUCUCUUCUUGCCACUGCUCUUGCUAUUCCUGAUGAUGGAAAGAUCUUGGCUAUGGAUGUUAACAAGGAGAACUACGAAUUGGGUUUGCCUGUGAUUAAGAAAGCUGGUGUUGCUCACAAAAUUGAUUUCAGAGAAGGCCCUGCUCUCCCUGUUCUUGAUGAAAUGGUUAAAGAUGAGAAGAAUCAUGGGUCCUACGAUUUCAUUUUUGUGGAUGCUGACAAAGACAAUUACCUCAACUACCACAAGAGACUCAUCGAGCUAGUGAAGGUGGGUGGUGUGAUCGGGUACGACAACACCCUAUGGAACGGCUCUGUGGUCGCACCCCCUGAUGCUCCAUUGAGGAAGUAUGUGAGGUACUACAGAGACUUUGUGUUGGAGCUCAACAAGGCUUUGGCUGUGGACCCCAGGAUUGAGAUCUGCAUGCUUCCGGUUGGUGAUGGAAUCACUAUCUGCCGUCGGAUCAAGUGAUUAUUUUGCCUUGUUUGGAGGACAAUCAUGAUGAAGAAAAACCAAUGCCAUGAUUGAUCAUUAUUGUGAGGGACCAAAUGCAUUUAAAAGUCAUCAAAGUCUUUCCUUUUACUCUUCUGCAAAAUAUAUUUGUGUUUGUAAUGUUCUAUUGAUUAAUAAAAUUCUAUAUACUUGUGUUGCCUUCUCA
Messenger RNA from Lotus japonicus, 1022 nucleotides. Its product is annotated as caffeoyl-CoA O-methyltransferase. Bases 92 to 835 code for a protein of 247 amino acids. The record is from RefSeq and is a predicted model, not a curated record. The transcript has 5 exons. Gene Ontology annotation, molecular function: O-methyltransferase activity; S-adenosylmethionine-dependent methyltransferase activity. NCBI's taxonomy places the organism in Eukaryota, Viridiplantae, Streptophyta, Magnoliopsida, Fabales, Fabaceae.